Pomacea canaliculata is the source of this 2924-nucleotide messenger RNA. RefSeq names its product cholesterol 7-alpha-monooxygenase-like. The record is from RefSeq and is a predicted model, not a curated record. NCBI's taxonomy places the organism in Eukaryota, Metazoa, Mollusca, Gastropoda, Architaenioglossa, Ampullariidae. Bases 171 to 1691 code for a protein of 506 amino acids. Gene Ontology annotation, molecular function: steroid hydroxylase activity; oxidoreductase activity, acting on paired donors, with incorporation or reduction of molecular oxygen; heme binding. Gene Ontology annotation, biological process: bile acid biosynthetic process; cholesterol homeostasis. The transcript has 4 exons.
AGAGAUUACUAAUGCGCAGGUCGGCUGGCGCCUGACCAGACUUACCUUGUGUACUUAUUUAUUCGCCAAAGCUCACAGUGGAAUAGUUUCUUUCUCGCAGGGCUACAGGCAAGACAGGGUGUCAUCUACCUUUCUCCUUAGGAACGUCAGACGCAGCAUCAGCAUCAGAAAUGUUGAUCUCUGGAGUAUUCAUCUUGGUCAUCUUUCUUGUUCUUGUGGCCUACCUUCGAUUUACUUUUCGGAUCAGGCGGAAAAGCGAGCCUCCCUACGUACCCGGACAUUUUCUGUGGGGUAACAGCGCGCAGUUCUCAAAACAUCAUGUGCGCUUCCUGCAGACAUCUCAGAAACAGCUGGGCGACAUCUUCACCAUCCGUCUUCUUAACCACUACUUCACCGUCAUCAUGGACCCACACUGCUACGAAACCUUCGUUAAGGUGAAGAAUUUUGAUUUCUUUGCAAUUAUGCAUCAAGUCCUCAACAACGUCUUCGCCCUUGAGGUGAAGUCUUCUCGCAAGUUGUCUAUUGAGAUCGCCAAACGCCUAAAAGGCAUGUACGUGAACACUACGAUGGACAACUUUGCGAAACACGUGCAGAACUCCUUCACAGAUUUGACGAAGACCUCAGCCAUGACCACCUCGGACUGCAAUGCCAACAUCAACACCGACGGUAACACCAGCGUCGACUGGAGAAGAGAAAUGCUUUUCACGCUGAUGUCGAAGACCAUGUUUCCCUCCUUGUUCUACACCCUGUUCGGGCGCAGCGUGGACCCCUCAGGUGAGGAGAAAACAAAGAACUUCUGCCCGAAAGUUUUUCAUGAUAAUUUUAACCUCUUUCACAAGUACUUCACCUACCUGUGGAUUGGCUUGCCGCUGAAACUCUUUCCCCAAGCCGUCGAGGCGUUGACGGUCCUGUUACAGCAGCCGACAUCCCACAACAUGUUGCGGCGUGACGGAGUGUCCGAGCAAAUCAAGGUCUCCAUCAAUCACUUUCACCAACACGGUCACAGCGAACAAGAUAUUGCACUUUAUAACCUCGUUAUUUUCCACGUCAACUACAAUACUUUCCGUGCUGCCUACUGGUGCGUGUACAAACUGGCGGAGGACCCCCGCAUUCUGAAGGACCUCGAGAGGGAGCUUCACGAAGCCAUCGAAAUGAAACGCGCAGACGGAGAGGAAAGUGUCGCCUUCACCUUGGCAGAGAUCGGUGAAUUCCCUCUUCUUGAUUCCUUCUGGAAGGAGACCCUGAGGAUGUACAGUGGCACCUUAAUGACUCGGUACAUCACUGAAGAUACAGAGUUCGAGAUGCCCAGCGGACAAAAGUACACAGUGCGCAAGGGGGACCGUGCAGUCAUGUGUGCAGCAGGCGUUCACAUGGACCCUGAAAUCUUCGAAGAUCCAGAGGUUUUCAAGCACAAACGCUUUGUCAACACAACUUUCUACAAGUACGGCAAGGAGCUGAAGAAACUGAUCUUCUCCUUUGGCUCACUCUGCCCAGGCCAACGUAGCGCCAUACUGCAGGGCAAAUGGUUCCUGAUGAACCUCAUCAACUCCUUCUCGCUCCAGCUCCCCGAGGGUCAGAAGGCGGAGCCUAAUACGGAGAAGUAUGGCAACGAGAUCCUGCCACCAGUCAACGACGUGCAGAUUGACUUCCGACCAAAAGAGGGCGCUCCAGUCCUAGUGUACAGCAAAUGAGUUUGUGGACAAGAGGGCUUCCAACUCAUUGAAGGGUUGUGGCUUUGCUGCCUCUGUCACUCCUGUUUAGAAAUCUAGGAGUUCGAAGCAAGGUGGUUUUUCGGUUUUAACUUCUCUUGGUCUGUUUCUUAAGACUCUUUUAUCUCAUAUAUAUAUAUAUUAACCUUUUGAUUGAUGUCAGGGAUUUUUGAGAUCUGACAUUUAGGCAAUACGCUGGACGCGUUUGCUCAAAGCAAGAAGCAUGGGGUUAGAAUUAAUAAAGUUAAUAUUUAAAUAUUUUAUUGUAUAAAGUCGUUCGUUUAAGUCAGGAAGACAAUAAACUUCCUGCAGUUUUUAUGCUUCGAAAUCAGUGCAGCAGACAGUUUACAAAAUUUUUACCUGGUUAAUCGUUUUCCUUUUUUUACUAACUUUCAGUUCUGUUUGAGCAAUCGUCUAUGGUGUCCUUUGUUAUUAUUAUUAUCGUAAGCACUUUACGAAUAAUGAAAAGUUCAUAUAGCUUUAUUGUUAUGUCGUUAUAUGUGCAUAUACAGUGUGGGGACAUUGAGCCACGGUCCAAUGAUCCGCUAAACAUUCGAAAAAUGCUUGGAUUCCAAAUUUUUGACACUUUAGAUGGUACCGACCUGGAACUGGCCUCUCCAACACUCGAGACAGGUGUUGACAGUUGUCACUUUGGCAUUUCCAAUGUCCGUGAUUAACAUGCUAGUUACUAUCGCCGAUUAAAUAUUUAAAUGCUGGCUUAUAACUUCAGAGAAGUAUUUCUAAAACAUCAGUCUUUUAUUUAUCAACAAACAGUAAAGUAACUUACCAUGAAAUUCAAAUAUUAAUCUUUUUUAUCCACGCUGUGUGUCAUCGUUAUGGAGGCCGCCAUUAUAACCGAUUCACACCUUACAAUGCUACAAAAUUAAGAAAAAGUAAUGUGAUGAAACCUUGUACUUUUUCAUUAUUUAUUAUAAUUUAUGCAUUUCCAAAAUUUAGUAUGCCGAGGAUAACCUUAUCCGCGAUGAAGCAGUUUGGACCUCAAUCACCGCGGCUUAAUGGCCCUACACUGGGUGUGUAUAUAUAUAUAUUGAUGUUGUUAUGUUUACAUACAUAUAUAACAUAUAUAAAACAGAAAAUAUCAUAAAUUAUAUUUAUUGCUAUAUAUGUAUAUGUUGUGAGUCAAUAAGUAAAACACUGAAUUCAACGUAGACUGCAUUAAUUAUAAUAAUGAUGAUGAUGAGAAUAAUAAAAGUA